This is a messenger RNA of Carassius gibelio (silver crucian carp), 1954 nucleotides long. RefSeq names its product NXPE family member 3. NCBI's taxonomy places the organism in Eukaryota, Metazoa, Chordata, Actinopteri, Cypriniformes, Cyprinidae. The transcript has 9 exons. The record is from RefSeq and is a predicted model, not a curated record. Bases 235 to 1920 code for a protein of 561 amino acids.
GUCUGUAUUCCUUUCAUCCCUCAGUCGUGCUUUCUUUGGUGAGGUGAACUGAGAACUGUGAAGGACAAGGGCUUCUUAGACAAAUUCAUCUGUUUCGAUGUAAAGCAAAAUUUCUCCAAAUCCGUUCUAAGGAAGAAACAAACCUUAUCUUGCAUGGUCCAAGGGAGCAGGACUGGCACUCCACAUUAUACUUGUUAAUGUAUCCUAAAAAGAAGGAAAGCAUCGGAUGCGACCAUGUUCACUUCACCCACACCUGAUUAUUUAGUUCACAGGAUAACACGUCCUUGCAUUUGCUUUUUGCUGCUAUGUCUUUGGACAACCAUCUGUCUGACUUUGUGGCAUUUCCUGGAGAGUGGUCAUCGGAUACAACAAUUCAAGCCACCCAUUCCAAAAAAACAGACACAAACAAAUUCUUCUUCUGUAAUUUCUGCGCUUGACAUGGGAAUCAGUGAUGAGGAGUGGGAAAGACUACAGAAGGCUCUCGACUGGCCUGGUCCGGAUCAACAAAUCACUCAGCUGAAUCUGAGCACAAGUCCAGUCCACUCAACAUUCUCUAUUGUGGAACUGAAACAGAGUUACAAAGUGGGAGAUAACAUCUCCGUCAUUAUCACAGCCAGAGACCACAACAAGAACCUGAAAAGAUAUGGAGGAGAUUUUUUCAAAGCAAAGCUUUUCAAUUCAAUGCUAAAGGCAAGUGUGUACGGGGAGGUUGUGGAUCAUCGUAAUGGGACUUACUCAGUUGUUCUUCUUCUUCCCUGGGAAGGUCAGGCACAAGUUUUUGUACGUCUUGAGCACUCCAGUGAGGUUGUGCAGAUUCUUAAAAAAUACAGGGAGUCUUCAUUCCCACGCAGUCACUAUAAUGGCCACUUUGAAGGGCCAGGACCCAAUAAAACCAGGAUCAGUGAAGUAGUAGAAUGUAAUCUUAAGUGGGGUGGAGAAGGAAGCUGGAGGAAACACAACUGCUGCUGUGAGUAUAAGGAUAUAAAAACUGGAACGGUGUGGCAGUGUGAAAAACCUAAGAAACUUUCCUGUGACAAACUGGUUUAUCACUCUCUGGGAGCUUUGGAAAAUCCAUUAAAUCCUACUGAAAAGCAGAUUUUCACAAAGAAAUUGACAAAUGUUGGUAUUACUGGUGACACACAAGCCAUAAAUGUCCUUCCCAACACUGCAGGCAAUGGCAAAAUGCAGAGAUGCAGAUCAGGAUUGACGACACCAGUUCCUGCAGGUUUAUAUUUGAAAGAUGUUUGGAAGUCUUUUGUAUGCAACACUCAACAGUUCAAUUCUACACGAAUGGGAAACUGCCUUAAAAACAAGAUAGUCUACUUGUUGGGCGACUCCACCACAAGGCAGUGGUUUGAAUAUUUAGAAAGAAAUGUGCCAGGAAUAAAAAGAAUGGACCUCCACACUCCUCGUACAGGUGGACCCCUGAUGGCUGUGGAAUUGAAAAAUAAUAUCAUUAUUCACUGGAGGCCACAUGGUGUUCCUUUACGAUUUACUAAAAUGCUCAUAACUGACCUGCAUUAUAUCAGCAAUGAUAUUGAUGAAAUAGCUGGUGGUCCACAUGCAGUUGUUGUCUUUACACUCUUUGCCCACCUGGUGUUUCACCCAAUAACAUUUUAUGUUCAUGAAGUGGCCAAAAUCCGUCAGUCUGUUGUUGCUCUGCUGAGUCGUGCACCACAGACCACCGUCAUCAUCAAGUCUGGAAACACUGCAGGACUAAAGGACAUUUUUCAAAGUGACUGGUAUGCGAUGCAGCAGAACACAGUAAUGCAAGAGAUGUUCAGAAAUAUUGAUGGAGCAAUUUAUUUAGAUGUCUGGCAGAUGACUUCUUGUCACUAUCUACUUGAAGAUGUUCACCCAGGUGCUGCUAUCAUUGCUAAUGAGAUCAACAUGUUGCUCUCAUAUGUCUGUCCUACCUGACACAAUUAAAUACUUGGCUUUCUCUUAAAACGUA